This is a messenger RNA of Phycomyces blakesleeanus NRRL 1555(-), 1649 nucleotides long. RefSeq lists its product as hypothetical. Gene Ontology annotation, biological process: transmembrane transport. The coding region runs from base 22 to 1473 and encodes 483 amino acids. Gene Ontology annotation, cellular component: brush border membrane. Gene Ontology annotation, molecular function: transmembrane transporter activity. The transcript has 4 exons. NCBI's taxonomy places the organism in Eukaryota, Fungi, Mucoromycota, Mucoromycetes, Mucorales, Phycomycetaceae. The record is from RefSeq and is a predicted model, not a curated record.
AACAUAAUUUGUUCAUUCAUAAUGGUACAAUCUAAUUCAAUCAAGAAUGAAAAACGGAUUGUUGGAAUCGUGUUCAAAGCACUCUUGAUCGACUUGCUCGCAUUCACCAUUAUUCUUCCGCUCUUUCCACGACUAUUGAACUACUACCAGCAAGAAGAUCUCGCUCGUCAGGGUACUCUGUUGGGUUGGGCACUUCAACUGUUGGAACAAUACAAAGGUUUGGUGACAGUAGAAUCUGUAUCUGGUCAACGUGGAGACAAAUGGGACACGGUUCUGCUGGGUGGACUGGUGGGAUCUUUUUUCUCGUUUUUGCAGUUUAUUGUAUCUCCUUGGAUCGGAAGAGCGAGUGAUAAGCUGGGACGCCGUAAAGUACUCUUAUGGACUAUGGUCGGUAAUAUUGCAUCAACACUCGUCUGGUUAUUUUCUCGUUCAUUUUCAACCUUUUUGUUGGCUCGCUUAAUUGGUGGUUUAAGCGAAGGAAAUGUCCAAUUGAGCAUUGCAAUUAUCUCGGACAUCACUCUUCCAGAAAGAAGAUCCCGUAACUUGGCAUUGGUUGGAAUUGCAUUUGCAGUUGCCUUUACUUUUGGCCCUCCUCUUGGAGCCUGGUUUGCUUCAAUUGAUCUCGCCCAGGUUUAUCCACACGCUGUAGAGUGGGGAAUCUACCCUUACUCUAUGCCAGCCCUGGUGGCCAUGGUUCUGCUGGUCAUCGAAACUUUAUAUCUGGCCAAAUAUUUACCUGAAACUCGCAAUCAACAACAGCAACAGCAACAACAACAACAACAGCAGCAGCAGCAGCAGAAAUCCACAGAAUCUUCUGAAACCAAAGAUAACACUACUACUACUACUUCUUUAAACUCUCAGGGUUCAGUAGAAACCCGAUUGGCCAAUCUCCGACGACUCAAUACACUCCAGUGCUUGUUUAGUCUCUUGUUCUCAGGCAUGGAAUUUACCCUGGUGUUUCUGACCUUUGAUGUCCUAGACUACAGUCACAUGCAGCAAGGCAAGCUGUUGGGUACAAUGGGAAUUCUGUCUUCGCUGAUCCAAGGUGGCUAUGUCCGACGCAAGGUGCAGGUUAUUGGAGAAAAGGCAUUGGUGAUCCAAGGCAUGGUGGCUUGCGUGGCUGGACUUGUAUGCCUGGCGAUCACUGCUCUUCGCGUCCAUCAAGCAUGGCUUUACGGCGGAGUGUGUUUCCUUGCGUUUACGAGUGGCACGGUGGUGAACUGUCUGACCAGCUUGGCUAGUUUACAAUGCGAUGACGAUCAUGCAGAGAACGAUCGGCUGACCAAAGGCCGUGCAUUGGGUGAGUUCCGUAGCUUUGGCCAACUGGGACGUGCACUUGGACCAGUCUCUGCCUGUGGACUUUACUGGAUGACCGGCCCAGUGUCCUGCUACACUGUUGGUGCUGUCGUCAUGUCUAUCAUUGGUGCCAUGACUGCAUUAUGGGCACCCAUGCGCCGAAUUAAAUCUGAUUAAAAAAAAUGAUUGUGAUGAUGAUGGAUUUCUUGUAAUGAUAUACUGGUAGUAACAAAGAAUCAAAAGAAAGUUCAGUUUACAUGAUAUAUGUUUACUAUUACUAUUACUAGAGCCAUUCUGUAUUGACAUUUGUAUGUAAAUAAAUUAAUAAAUUAAUAAAUUUGAAAUUAGCUAUU